Dermacentor albipictus is the source of this 1716-nucleotide messenger RNA. RefSeq names its product Ubiquitin-specific protease 12/46 (gene Usp12-46). Gene Ontology annotation, biological process: protein deubiquitination. Gene Ontology annotation, cellular component: nucleus; cytosol. The record is from RefSeq and is a predicted model, not a curated record. Gene Ontology annotation, molecular function: cysteine-type deubiquitinase activity. Lineage: Eukaryota; Metazoa; Arthropoda; Arachnida; Ixodida; Ixodidae.
UUGCAUAAAUUACUUAAGCAACUCUGACGGAAACCGCAUGAACUACGAAUGUACGGCUAGAAACGGCCGACUCCGGUAGCCAACAAAAAUGGCGCUGUUGAAGGCAAGAAAGGCAUUCAAGGUUUGACGCGUGAAAAAUGAAAAAUGGGAGCAAAUGGAUCAUUGUUGGAGAAGGAGAUAGGUCACGAUCAGUUUCCAUCAAAUGAACACUACUUUGGUCUUGUAAAUUUUGGCAAUACCUGCUACUGCAACUCGGUGCUCCAAGCGCUCUACUUCUGCAAGCCGUUUCGGGAGAAAGUGCUGGAGUACAAGGCUCGUAACAAGCGCACGAAGGAGACGCUGCUCACGUGCCUGGCUGACCUGUUCCACAGCAUCGCCAACCAGAAGAAGAAGACGGGCACCAUUGCUCCCAAGAAGUUCAUAGCGCGGCUGCGCAAGGAGAACGAGCUCUUCGACAACUACAUGCAGCAGGAUGCGCACGAGUUCCUCAACUACCUGCUGAACACCAUCGCCGACAUCCUGCAGGCCGAGAAGCAGCAACUGCAGCAGAACUCUCAGGCCAACGCCAAGGGCAACAAGUGCACCAGCAGCGGAGACGCGGCGCAUCCUGCGGCGGGUGCCCCCAUAGCGUCAGCUGGUGCCACGGCGCAGGGCAUGCAGAACCAGGUUGGGGGCGCUGCCCAGCCCCCUAAGCCCGAGCCCACGUGGGUGCACGACAUUUUUCAGGGAACCCUCACCAAUGAGACACGGUGCCUCAACUGUGAGACGGUGAGCAGCAAGGAUGAGGAUUUCCUGGACCUCUCUGUGGACGUGAGCCAAAACACAUCCAUAACCCAUUGCCUAAGAGGAUUUAGCAACACCGAAACGCUCUGCAGCGAACACAAGUACUACUGCGAAAAUUGCUGCAGUAAGCAAGAGGCGCAAAAAAGGAUGAGGGUAAAGAAGCUGCCCAUGAUACUUGCAUUACACUUGAAGCGUUUCAAGUACACGGAGCAGCAAAAUAGGCACACCAAACUGUCUUACAGGGUGGUCUUCCCCCUUGAACUAAGGUUAUUCAAUACGUCGGAUGAUGCCUACAACCCUGACCGGAUGUACGAUCUGGUGGCGGUAGUCAUCCACUGUGGAAGUGGUCCCAACAGGGGACACUACAUCUCCAUAGUGAAAAGCCAUGGCCUUUGGCUCCUUUUCGAUGAUGACAUUGUUGAUAAAAUCGACGCGACGGCAAUUGAGGACUUCUACGGCCUCACGUCGGACACGCCAAAGACAUCGGAGUCGGGCUACAUCCUCUUUUACCAGUCAAGGGAGUGAGUCUUCACCGGCUUGGAGCGACAGGAACAGAGGGGUGUGAGGUUCCCCAGCGUGCACACUGUGUCCCUUGCCAGAGUAGCGUCAAAUUUCGCCCUCUCUCACCCUGGCCGCCACUGACCAACGUGUGCAAUAGAGGCAGGUCCGGGAGCAGAGGCGGCGGCCAUCUUUCUUGUCACCGUGUCACACGAGGAAGCAUUGAACUCUGGACAGAUAUCUGCACAACGGCACAGCGGCGCAAGACUCGUUGCAUUUUGUAAAGGAAAGGUCGGUGAAGCGGUCUGAUGCUGAGGCGCAAAGAGGAAAAUGCGGCAUCUCAGCCAUAGCAGGGCUGGUAGAGUUUAUUGCGGCUGUAGAGGAAAUUUUGUCAGAACAAACUGUGUGUAAAUAAUAAAGUUUUUUUUUUUUUUA